UGCCGUGGGCCGCUCACACGUUAAACUCCCUGGUGCCCGAAACUGGCAUUAAACUACAGGUAAGUGUCGUAGGCAUAGGUACGUAAGAAUUACUGUUCUCUCCUUCGCCACACAAAAGACCUCGCCUUCUCGCGGCGUGUGGCGUCAGUACUGAUGAAUGUCUCGUCGUCGGUCCAUGGCGUUCGGGCUUCUGAUGGAAGCGAAGAAGGUCCACUCGUCUUCAUCUUGUGUUUGUUGACUUUGAGCAGAUCUUCAAUCUCGAGGCGAUCCAGCAGUCUCCGCGAAAAUCUCCGAGCAGAUGCGAGGCUUGCUGACGCCUUUCUGGGAAGUCGAGAGUUGACAGUUGGGAAGCGAAUUCUGAUCAGUCUCUCUGCUUACACAUGUUGUGUUGCAGCUGACAGGUCGUGAAUAGUGUUAGUGUUGUUGGCCAUGUCCUUGCGAGAGGUGGAAAGUGCAACUCGACAUUCACGCCGCUUCCACAUGACAUCGUCGCAGUUUCCAUUGAGUAGUGGUCUGGUGAUUCCUGUGCUUUUUGGCAGUCCAUGCCGUAUAAUCUUCAGUCAACGCAGCUCUUUGUGUAGAUACUAUGUAGCCUGCCAACAUGAGAUCGGUUAAGGCGGAUAGUUAUGGAAUGAUCAGUGAAGCGGUGCUACGCGAUAAAACAGCAUUUACACGGCUUCGUGGCAUGCGUCGUGGAGAGAAUAUUGAUGAGAUGAAACUUGACGGAGCUCCAUACAUACUAGAUUGUCAAUGGAGGGUUGGCUUCACUUUAGUCUAUUGUCCUAAAGUUGGUCGUAGAGGUAGGUUAGUGGAGGCGGUGAGAACCUCCAUUGACAAUCUGGUAUUUGUCCUCAGAAGUUCAUAUCACGCACAAGAACAAGACGCUUUCUUGCAGCAUAAUAUGGCUUCCGCGGUUAACGGUCAGAGCGAAGACGCGCUCAGCCUAUUGCGCCGAACCAUCGCCAAAAACACGCUACCCAUACCAUCCACAGACGCAGAUCCCUCGAAAGGCUCGACCGAUGUAUCGCUGGCAGAGGCCUCAUACCUGAUCUUCAACUUCGACUCGCCUCAAGAUGGCGCCCAACACAUUCCCAUAUCGCUUUCUCUGCCCACGCGAUUCAUCUCCAAGCAAGCCGGUAAUCAACCACUCGAUCUUCGAUCCAUCUACUUCGCAUGGCUCAAGAAGGACCUCUCUGUGCCUCAAUACCUUGCAGCGAUUGGCGAGCUCAAUGGCGAAUUGCAAAAGGCGGGCAAGAGUGAGACAGUCUCCAACUUGGUCUUCACCGAGCGUAUGGACCUAAGUUCCUGGCUGUCUGGUGAAAUCGGGGAGAAUGAGAGCGAGUUCAUCAAGAGCUUAGACGAUAACAAAGCGACUCGCGCAGAGACUGCGGAUGCGCUGAAGCAAGCCGAGGAAGAUGUAGAGAUGCGCGAUGUGGGCACGGAGGAAGGCAAGCGGAGGGAAGAGGAGGAGAGACUGAGAGAUAUCUAUGCUGCAGAGCGUAGAAUGGGAGACCACAAUACCGUGCUGCGCGGCUUCAAGAUUCAAGACUUCAGCGGCAUGCGUAAAUACAGUCCGUUAUUCCUCGGCAAGGCCAAGGUCGCGCCAGGUCAGCAAGCGCCUGCACCAGCGCUGAACAGCAACCCAGCGAUUCGAGCACCUGUCAAGCCUACGCAGUCCGGACGACGACCAGAACCCAUCAUCUUGCUCUCCUCAUCCUUCUCGUCGCUUCUCAAGAUGCAAAACAUCAAGAGCUUCUUGGCGGAAGGUGUCUACACUCCCCUCGAAGAGUCUGGCGAGGCAGCCAACAUUCUCCACAUUACCCGACAGCUGCGCACUGUGCAUCCCGGCCACACUACACGAUUUAUCCUCGUGGACGACCCGUCCAAUUUUCGACCAGACUACUGGGAUCGUGUGGUGGCAGUCUUUACCACGGGGCAGACUUGGCAGUUCAAGAGCUACAAAUGGACGAACCCGGCAGAGCUGUUCAACCAUGCGCUCGGGGUAUACGUUGGCUGGAAGGGAGAAGUGAUACCAGAUACGGUCAAGGGUUGGGGCAGGCAAGUGCUGAGUGUGCAGAUUGACAAGGGCUCCAAUCGGUGGAGAGAUCGGGAGGUGGUGGAAGAUAUCUGGAGUCAAAUCGAGGCGAGAAUGAGGGCCAAGGGAUGGGGCAAGGAUGCGGGCAGGCGUUGGGGAGGGAGACUGCGAAACAGGGCAGCAAAUGUCACGCAUAGCAUCUGGAAAUUUGAUGCUUCUGGACGAGGCGACGACAUGCGGUAUUGUCCUUUCGAGGCGAGGCGAAAGUCAUACGGUAUCAGCUCGCGUGGAUCGGGAGUGAUUGGAUGA
Molecule: messenger RNA, 2344 nt
Organism: Pseudocercospora fijiensis CIRAD86
Lineage: Eukaryota; Fungi; Ascomycota; Dothideomycetes; Mycosphaerellales; Mycosphaerellaceae
Exons: 6
Coding region: 602-2344 (580 amino acids)
Biological process (GO): positive regulation of transcription elongation by RNA polymerase II; transcription elongation by RNA polymerase II
Cellular component (GO): Cdc73/Paf1 complex
Molecular function (GO): RNA polymerase II complex binding
Source: RefSeq, a predicted model, not a curated record